AUGGAUGGUGCUGAUGGGGUUUAUCCGGCUUCGGAAGAUACAUAUUUGUUGAUCGAUGCCUUGCAGCAGGAUGCAGAAUUUUUACGACAUCGAUUUUCAAAGGGCCUUGGCUUAGAAGUAGGAUGUGGUUCAGGGGAAGUAUCCGAAGCGCUAUCGAAAAUUAUAGAAACAGCAGUCUGCAUAUCAACAGAUGUGAAUCCGCUAGCUGUGAUAAAGACACGCGGUUUGUUGAAAGGGAGGACUAGUGUCGACUUCGUCUUAUGCGACAUGUUCUCUGCUUUCAAACCUGGGAUACAAUUUGAAAUCAUUGUGUUCAACCCGCCCUACGUACCGACGGAUGACAAUGAACUGCAGCGUGCUCUGGAGAGCCGCGAUAUCUCUGCGUCGUGGGCAGGGGGGAGAGAAGGCCGCCAAGUUAUCGAUAUUUUCCUGGAUGAGUUUAUUCGAUUCCUAGCCAAAGAUGGGGUCAUGUACUUGGUGCUACUUGAAGCGAAUAAGCCCAUUGAAGUUAUUGAGAAAGCCAACCGAGCAGGCUUCCUGGUUAGGACUGUGAUGAAAAGGAAGGCAGGGAUCGAGCAGCUGUACGUACUGCGAUUUCAACAGAAGUAG
This is a messenger RNA of Chondrus crispus (carragheen), 609 nucleotides long. Its product is annotated as putative methyltransferase. The transcript is spliced from 2 exons. Lineage: Eukaryota; Rhodophyta; Florideophyceae; Gigartinales; Gigartinaceae. Gene Ontology annotation, cellular component: eRF1 methyltransferase complex. The record is from RefSeq and is a predicted model, not a curated record. Gene Ontology annotation, biological process: methylation. The coding region runs from base 1 to 609 and encodes 202 amino acids. Gene Ontology annotation, molecular function: S-adenosylmethionine-dependent methyltransferase activity; protein methyltransferase activity; nucleic acid binding.